Messenger RNA from Triticum aestivum (bread wheat), 1159 nucleotides. RefSeq lists its product as uncharacterized. The record is from RefSeq and is a predicted model, not a curated record. Lineage: Eukaryota; Viridiplantae; Streptophyta; Magnoliopsida; Poales; Poaceae. The transcript has 2 exons. The coding region runs from base 329 to 907 and encodes 192 amino acids.
UGCUUGCAAAGUACUUGGGACUUUUAAUGUUAUCUUACCAUGAUCCUACCAUAACCCGGUAUUGCUACAGGCCACCAUAAGUCAAUUUGAGUCGGAACUUGCUGACCUGAAGAGCCGGCUGAAAACUCAAGAACUUGAAACUCAUAAAGCCAACUCCAAAUUUGAAUUCAGUGCCUCUGAAAAUGAGAAGUUGAAGAAAAAUUUUGAGUCAAAGAAGAAAGCUUGGGUCGAUGAGAAGGCCUCACUGGUGACUCGUGCCGAGACAGCAGAAGCAUCUCUUGCAGAGGCAACAACCGAGCUGUCCGACUUAAAACGGCAGAUAUCCCAAAUGGUCUCAGCCAUCUUCGGCCCCAGGAGUACCAACCUCAAGCAAAACAUGCUGAUCAAGCUUAAGGCGGUUUACACUUUAGUGGAACAGCUGUACUCUGGGUCACAACGUGCCUUGGCCGUUGUAGCCUUAUCAAAUACCACUCCCCACCUUCUGCAAGACAUGCUGAAGCAUCUCGCUGUGCUACCUCCGCGAAUUCAGGACUUAAGGCGGGCAUCUUCAAGAGCCGGGGUUGUGGCCGCAUUGAGCCAGGCAAAGGCAUGGAUGCCAGAGCUUGACCUGGCUGACCUCGCUCUUGGAUAUCCAAGCCUGAAGGAGGACAGUACUGUAUUUGAUGAUCAAGAUUUCACCGUCUGUGUCAAAGUCGUAUGUCCUUUGGCCACCCUUAUUGGGAAUGAUACUGAUCUUACCAAGUAUUCGCCGGGCUAUGAUAGCGAGAACCGGAGAAUCCCCAACAUUCCAUAUGACCAAGUCAGCCUAAUCCCUCCAACGCGUAAGCAUACUUUUGCCCCUGAAGUGGACCCGGCCGGUUUAAUAGACGAUGAGGCUGAGUUUGAAGCCUUGAGUGGCAUUGACUAGGCCUCGUCAACCUUCCAGGACAAAGCAACCGACGGAGAGGCGGAGAAGGAUAACCCGGAGUCGUCGAGCCUGCCGAAGGAGUGAACCGCCAGGCAUUUGAUACUUUUGCAAAAAACAAUGCUUCAUUUAUUCAGACUCGGGGAGUCUUGUAAUAGGGUAGUAGAAACUUCUCAAUGUUUGUCAUGCCUUCGCGCAUGUUCCUGGUGUUUAAUACUUUUGUAAGCCGCCAUUGCUAUAAAUUUUUGGCUUAUG